AUGGCCGUCCGCGAGAAGAUCCUUCGUGGAUGGGAUGCAUCGCGAUUACCUCCUCUCCGGGCCGUCUAUCGGGCCCUCACUGCGAUCGUCAAGAAAUCGUGGGUGAUUGCCAGCCCGACGAUUAACCCUGUGCUCGGGUUUCCACGUAUCCCAGUUCAUGGGAAGCCUGCCGACGGGUUCCCAUUCGAGUUUCUGCAUUUUCCUCCAGGAGACCAGCCAGAGACGAUUGAGACCGAUGUCGUGGUGGUGGGCAGCGGCUGUGGUGGCGCCGUUGCCGCGAAGAACUUGGCCGACGCAGGACAUAAGGUGCUCGUGGUAGAGAAAUCCUAUUCAUACUCUAGCAACUUCUUUCCCAUGGCGCCCAACGAAGGGUUUGCGAGCAUGUUUGAGGGCGGAGGCGCCGUCAUCAGCGAUGAUGGGUCCAUGGCCGUCCUGGCGGGCUCAACCUGGGGAGGUGGUGGCACAGUGAACUGGUCUGCAUCGUUGCAGACGCAGGGAUAUGUCCGACAGGAGUGGGCUAAUACCGGCUUGCCCUUCUUCACCUCACUCGAAUUCCAGCGAAGCCUUGAUCGGGUCUGCGAUCGAAUGGGGGUGAACACCAAGCAUAUCCAUCACAACCGCCAGAACAAUGUCAUUCUAGAAGGCGCACGCAAACUGGGCUAUGCGGCCAACACCGUCCCGCAGAACACGGGUAAUGGCGAACACUACUGUGGUUACUGCACGAUGGGUUGUCACUCGACGGGGAAGAAGGGCCCCACUGAAACAUGGCUGGCUGAUGCCUCGAAAGCCGGGGCGACCUUUGCCGAAGGCUUCUGCGCUGACAGGGUGCUCUUCACCCAGGUCGAUGGCAAGCGAGUUGCGUCCGGGGUGGAAGGAACCUGGACCUCGCGUGAUUUGUAUUUGGGAUUGAGCGGCGAGGGUGCCGUGCGACGCAAGGUGAUCAUUAAGGCUAAGAAGGUGGUCGUAUCAUGCGGUACAUUGCAGAGCCCGCUGCUGCUGCUACGGAGCGGCCUGAAAAACGCCCAGAUUGGCCGACAUCUCCAUCUCCAUCCAGUGGUCGGAGCUGGUGCAAUUUUUGAGGAGGAGACUCGUCCGUGGGAGGGUGGUGCGUUGACGACUGUAGUGAACGAGUUUGAGGAUAUGGAUGGUCAUGGACACGGUGUGAAGAUUGAAUCGGUAUCCAUGCUGCCAGCCGUAGUGAUUCCAAUGUUCCCCUGGCGAGACGGGUUGGACUACAAGUUGUUCGCGGCGGGCAUCAACCACAGCACCAGCUUCAUCACCCUCACCAAAGACCGUGACGGUGGGCGUGUCUACCCAGACCCGGGGGAUGGACGUGUCCGUGUCGAUUACACCGUCUCCCCCUUUGACCGCAGACACAUCGUGGAGGCACUGAUCGCUUGUGCCAAAAUUGCAUACAUCUCAGGCGCCAAGGAAUUCCACACAACCUACCGUGACCUCCCGCCGUUCAUCCGCCCCCACGCCUCCGACCCAGAGGCCCCCGAGGGUACCAAUGAUGCUGCCCUGCAGAGCUGGAUUGCUGAGCUCCGACGCAAGUCGCCUUUGAACCCGGAGCGGGGCAUGUUCGCCAGCGCUCACCAGAUGGGCACCUGUCGUAUGGGCACGUCGCCCAAGUCGAGUGUCGUGGACCCGGAUUGCCAGGUCUGGGAAACCGAGGGCCUCUACGUGGUGGAUGCGUCUGUCUUCCCAAGCGCCAGUGGCGUGAACCCGAUGGUCACCAACAUGGCGAUUGCGGACUGGGCCAGCCGGAACAUCGCACGGGUUCUGGGGAAAUCGCGGACCGAAGGGAAUGUGAUGGCUCGGCUGUGA
This is a messenger RNA of Penicillium lagena, 1827 nucleotides long. RefSeq names its product GMC family oxidoreductase. Lineage: Eukaryota; Fungi; Ascomycota; Eurotiomycetes; Eurotiales; Aspergillaceae. The record is from RefSeq and is a predicted model, not a curated record. The coding region runs from base 1 to 1827 and encodes 608 amino acids. The transcript is spliced from 2 exons. Gene Ontology annotation, molecular function: flavin adenine dinucleotide binding; long-chain-alcohol oxidase activity.